AUGACAGCUGCUCAUGAAGAUAAAUAUUUUCCUGCUAGACUAAACGUGCCCUUAUAUCCUGAAUUGUCCGAGGAAGAGGCAAAUGUUAUGCAGACGAAACUUUACAUCGAUGAAGAAAAGCAUGAUAUAAGGUUUUGAAAUACCUUCAAUUAAUUAAAAAAAUGUUUGAUUCUGCUUUGUAUGAUAUGAAGAAUUAUGCAAGUCUCGAGGGGGAUGGGGAGGGGAGGGGAAGAGGGUAAAAAUAAGGAAGCCGAAUCCAAUAAUUGCUGAAUAAUUGAUCAAAGUUACGCUGAACUGUCAUCAGGCAUAUGCAAAAUCUCUUAUCUUUACGCCAAGCUUCACUACAUUUUGCCAGAUAUCGACGAGUGUUCUUCCAAUGCCCACAGCUGUGGCGUCAAUGCGGUGUGUAACAAUACUGUUGGAUCGUAUGCAUGCGCAUGUAAAGCAGGAUAUUCAGGAGAUGGAAGAAAAUGCACUGGUAAGGCGUUUUGAUCUUUUUCUAAAGGUGACUUAGAAGAAAGGGAUACUGUAAAUGACUCCUGUGUAAACUUGUUCAUACUCGAGUACAGACGAAAAAGGUUUUUGGUAGGUCAGACAACAACAAAACCAACAACAGAAACAAUCAUAUACUUUUUUGAAAAUGAAUUAACUUAGAGUACUGGAUGCCUGGUAUAGCCGUUAGACAACCAUUAGUAGCGAGGCAGCCAGAUGAUGUGAUCAUUAAAUGAAAAUAACCCAUGAAGCCCGUAAGCAGCAGUCUUUCGCGUGCGGGGUCUGGGGCGCUGGUUUCGGAACGAGGAGGGUACGCAGAUGGGACUGUUAUGACUAGAAGUAUUAUCAUAGAUUUGGGAGUGCCUUCGACAUGGGUAAUAUAUUGCCGAAAAUAGAACCUGAUAGGUAACGUGAAGGCUAAAACGGUGUGUUACGUUUCAUUUUCUGGGUUUAAUUCGCAUUUUGCCUAUUUUGUUCGUUCAUUGUGGAGCGCUGUUUUGUGAGGAGUUUGAAUGGCCUGAGAAAACAGCCGAAACUUCGCGACGUUACCGCUGUUUUCCCCACGAAAUGAUAUCUGAGAAACGAGCGCAAAAUUUCCACCCUGAUGACGCGCCACUACCUAGCUGUGAGUAGUGCUUCUGAUUAGUUGAAGCAAAUUUUCAGCCAAACAGAUCCAGGUAGUGACGUCAUCAGGAUGGAGUUAUAAAGGAGCUGAGAAGCAUAUUGUGAACUUUGAUUUGUGGGGAGUUUUAGUUGAUAAAUCAGGUUGGAUAACAAAAUUAGCAGUUUGUGUUUUCUUUGAUAAAGUAUGGGUAAAUAGUAGAGACAGGAUCAAUGCAUUAUUCAAAGUACUUUCAUCGCGACUCCUUCUUCUUUGGAUAUGUGAAACUUUGGAGGGCUCUUCGCAAAGAAAAAUAAACGUCAACACGACGCACUUCAGCGCGUCCACGAAAAUUGGCAGUAACCUUUCAAACUCUAGCCUAAGAAAACAGCCGACAUUUCAAGACGCUACAACUAGUUUCCCCUCGAAAUGACGUUCCAGAAACGAGCUCAGAAACUCCAUCCUCAUGAUGCGUCACUACCUAGAUCUGCUUGGCUGAAAAUUUGCUUCAGCCAAUCAGCAGCAAUACUCACAUCUGGGUAGUAACGCGUCAUCAGUAUGGAAAAUCUGCGCUCGUUUCUCAGACGUAAUUUCGUGGGGGAAAAAAGUGGUGGCGUCGCGAAAUUCGACUGUUUUCUCAAGCUAUUGAAACUCCUCACAAAACAGCGCUCCAUAAUGAAAAAACAAAAUAGGCAAAAUGCGAAACCCAGAAAAUGAAACGUAACACAUCGUUUUAGCCUCCACGUCACGUAUCAGGUUCUAUUUUUCGGCGUUAUGCCUGUGUGUUAAAUCUCAAUUCUAUGAGGAGCAGAUCAAGGAAAAUUUUUAUUAUUACUUAUUUUCAAGCUGCCUGCCGAGAAACAUGUUUUAUUUGGGAAAUUUAAGUGACAUGCACAUGGCUGAGCAGAUGACGCGAUCACUAGACAAAACUUGCUAAAAAAUAAUUGAAAGUCAUCCCUCGAAAUAAACCACGCGCUUAUCAUGUGACUAUUUCAUUUUCAUUUGGUCCUUGUUUGCAUAUAGUGAAAGUACGUAUCGCCUCAAUUCAAGGGAAUUUCUUGUGGCAUGCUUUCAAACUCUUCGUCUUCGCCAAAAAGUGUUCAGUUCUGAUUGGUCCCCAUAGAAUUUCUUUGCCUUACUUAAGUACGUUCACAGCUCGACAACGAAAGGGAAACGUUUUUGCGAUGAAAAGUCCUGAAAAUACUAUUGUCAGAUACGCAACGAAAGAAAAACGCUCGUGACGCACUCACGAGAAUGGAUUGGCUGCAAAGGCUGAGAGAGCGCAAUGGACACAAGGCCCUGCAAAAAAUAUCUGUGGGAGCGCCAUCUUAGUAACCACAGGAUUGUUUGGAAGGUCAAAACGUCCUGGCUAUAUCGUGUACAGGACACCCAAAAAAGAAAAACAGCCAACCACACACAAGAUCGGGGGGGUUGCAUUCUAGUCGAGCGCAAAACUGCUACGGAAAAAUAGAUUUAGUUUAGAAAAAAAUGAAUGAUGUUAUUGUCGUCGUUCCUUUUUCCAUUAUAUUUAAAACUUGUCAAGACAGUGCAAACUCAAACAAUGUAAGUGCAUUGGUUAUUGUCCAGUAAGUGCAACGAUUGCUGAAACCUGUUUUUGAUCAAGUUUAUGUUAUUUCAGUCCGUUUCCCUUGUCUCCUGCUACCUCUUUACUGAGAAAAUGGGCGUGAUUAUACUUAUUGUUAUUUUGUUUAUUUCCAGAUAUUGACGAGUGUGCUAGCGGUACUGAUGACUGUCACAGUUCACGUGCUUUAUGUACAAACACAGUGGGAUCCUUUAAUUGUUCAUGUAACAGUUCUUACAUUGGAGAUGGCAGAACUUGCAAUCUACCAUCAGGUAAUUAGGAAAACAUAACGAGGAUAAUAUAAGUAGGAAGAUUUUCUUUUAUCAAACCUGUACACUAGUGAGUGAUGCACCAUGCGCUGACCUUGGCUGCUUGAACGGAGUUUUACGUUUAAAAUCCAUUGGCCGGUUUAAAAGGAAAGCUUUUGAGUCCUUCGACCACUGUAUGGUCAAGGGGAAUACCCUUGUUUGUUAACGACGUCCUGCAGGAAACGGCCUUGAGAUGGCACAGUAUUCGGCUCGACUUGUGGGCAAGUCUACUUUAGUGCAAUUUAUACUGUUACUUUAAGGGGGGUCGACUUUCUCAAGUUUGCUAAUUAACUGCGAUAGCAGUCACUAUCUCUAUGAAAAACCGAACAACGAUAACGAAGCGAGUUAUAAGAAUUACCUAUAAGAUUAGGAAAUACACGUGAAUAAGUUUCUGAGUCAGAAGUACACGAACAAUUAAACGAUCACUGUGUUUUUUUUUUGUUGUUGUUGUCUUUGUUCAUUUCCGUUUUGAUGGUAGUCUUAUGGAGUCUUAAGAGUUGUAUUCUUGAUUUCGGUUUUGUAAAACAAUCAGCAUAGUGCCCGCCAAACAAAUCUUGCGGUGCAAUAUUUUGAACAAGAGGGUAGGAUAAUGAGGACCCUGCUACGCGUCCUUUUGUCACUGGUCAAAUAACGGAUUCAAAGAUCGACUUUUUUGCGUAUGUUCUACAGUAUUUUGUUUUUCUUUGUUUGUUUUUACCCUUACGAAGAUUUUAGCUACUUGCAAAAAAAAUGGCUCAAAUGGCGAAUUAUUGCCUACGUCAUGAAGCCGAGCAAGACGGGAAUAGCUGACCCUUAAGCUGUAUCGGGCAUCCGUGCUCAAUGGGUUUAGAAACUACGUUUUCAUUAUAAGUGACCUUGUAUAAAUAUACUAUGGUGGUUAUGCAGAGUGCUUAUAAGAAAAGACCUUUCAGUUAACAGUCUUUUGACAAUAUAACUGGCACAGAAAAAAAUCUCAAACUCUAGCGAAUCUUUGUACGCAAAAGGCUUAUAAUCAAUUGUUAGUUGCCAGAACGUUUUUGCAAAUGUUAGUAUUGAAUGAUUGAAUCAGCUUCAUGAUUACAAAAUUGAGAUCUUUACUUGUAAUUAUUAGUUAUCGUCAAUCCUGAAAUAUUCAAGCACUUUUUUAUAUAUCCACGGGCCUAUUUUCCCUGAGAAAUACUCGGCAAAGCUAAAGGCGGUACAUGAAUCCAUGUAUUCCUGUAUCAAAACUUAACGUCGUAUGUAACAAAGAUAACUCAUCGGUUUAUACUGGCACAAGUUAUGACGAUGCCUAACAUAUACUGCUCAUGGGUAAUAGUGUUUUCUUCCUGUGUUGUUGUUGGACAACAGUGAGGAUGUGGUUGGGGAAUUUAGAACAUGAACAGUUCCCCUCUUUUACCUCGAGCUCGCCCCGUGUAAGGGAAUGCGGAUUCCAGAAUCCAAGAAAUUUUUGCUGGUGGAAUCCAGAGUCUGGACAAUUGCUUGUGGAAUCCGGAAUCCUAGGCUUUGGAAUCCGGAAUCCUUUUAAAUCCAGCAUCCAAGUUCCCUUGACAAAGACUGAAAUCCAGUACCUAGAAUCCGUAAUUCACGGCGUGGAAUCCAGAAUCCAGGACUGUCUUGGGUUCCCUUAUAUCGGGCGAUCGAGCUGAUGUACAACUAACUGAAACGUUGCUAGCGACUGAUGUUCUUUCUCCUCUUUUGUGUCAGAAUGUCAGAACUACGGAAGUCUCAACAGCGGAAGCCGAAGGACUUCGUAUUACUGGGGCAACCAUUAUUGUGAUAGCAGUCUUGGCCCUGGAUGGUUCCGUUUCCAGGGGUCUGCCGGCACAAGAAUGGCAACAUCAUGUCCACCUACCUAUAGGUGUGGUACCUAUUAUCCCGGCUGGCUAAGUGGAGGACACUCCUCAGUAGCGGACGGUCAGGUCACCAGGACGGUGUAUUUUAGACGUGGUUACAACUGCUAUUAUUACUCAAGAACCAUAAAAGUGAGAAAUUGUGGUUCAUAUUACGUGUACUAUCUUAGUGGUACACCUACUUGUAAUCUCCGUUACUGUGGCACUAACUAG
Porites lobata is the source of this 5028-nucleotide messenger RNA. NCBI's taxonomy places the organism in Eukaryota, Metazoa, Cnidaria, Anthozoa, Scleractinia, Poritidae. The record is from the annotation of a GenBank genome assembly.